Triplophysa rosa is the source of this 2422-nucleotide messenger RNA. RefSeq names its product zinc finger and BTB domain containing 49 (gene zbtb49). Gene Ontology annotation, molecular function: RNA polymerase II cis-regulatory region sequence-specific DNA binding; protein binding; DNA-binding transcription factor activity, RNA polymerase II-specific. NCBI's taxonomy places the organism in Eukaryota, Metazoa, Chordata, Actinopteri, Cypriniformes, Nemacheilidae. The coding region runs from base 90 to 1871 and encodes 593 amino acids. The transcript has 9 exons. Gene Ontology annotation, biological process: regulation of transcription by RNA polymerase II. Gene Ontology annotation, cellular component: nucleus. The record is from RefSeq and is a predicted model, not a curated record.
AAAUUAGGACAGAUAUGCCUAAGGACUCUUAAUUUGUAAAGGGAAGUGAGUGACGCCAUCUGCUCUGUGCCUGUUCAUCCUAACAAAAGAUGGACGGUUUGAGCAGUCACAGUGUGUAUGUGCUGCAGCAGCUGCAGGAACAGCGCAUUCAGGGUUUACUGUGUGAUUGCAUGCUGGUGGUGAAGGGCGUCUGCUUUAAAGCACACAAGAACGUGCUGGCUGCCUUUAGCGCAUACUUCAGAUCUCUGUUCCAGAACUCUCCAGCACACAAGAACGAUGUUUUUCAUCUGAGCAUUCAAGAUGUGGGCGGCAUCGGUCAGAUUCUGGAUUACAUGUACACUUCACACCUGGAGAUCAACCAAGACAAUGUUCACACACUGAUGGAGAUCGCACACAUCCUGCAGGUGUCUAACAUCCUAAACACGUGUCACGCGUUUCUGAAGCCUUGUGUGACAGCGUCGGACGCGUCCUUCUCUCUGCCUGCUGAUGUCUCUUACGACCAGGACUGUGUGUUGAGAAACUCUCUGUCCUCAGAAGCAGAUCUCAACAAACAUCUGCUCAUCCCCGCCGACGACCCAUACAAACGCGCAGAGCCCGCGCCGGCCCCGAGCAACACCUUGCUAGAGCCAGACGCCGCGUCCCAGCCAAACCGACAGCCGCCGCACGGCUACAAGCUCAGAAACUUCUACACUAAACAGUAUUUCAAACAGAGCGCUAACCAGAACGCCGGGUCGUUUGGAGGAGCAGACGAGCAGUUUAACACGAGCACUGCUAACCAAUCACUGCCUCAGAACCAAACACACACCUCCAGUCUCGUGACGGACUCCGCUCACCCGCCCGAGGCCCCUCCCACCGCUCGUAUUCUACGCCCUAAAAAGACCGUGUACCUGAAGAAGUUUAACUACCUGCGCUCUCACGUCAGCGUGGAUGAGGUGGAGCACUGUGAGGAUGCUGAUGCUCGAUGUGACCAGCAGGAGGCGCCGCCGAUCCAGCCCGCAGAGGUGACCUCUGACCCUGCUGACCCCACUGAGAUCGUGACCUCUGACCCAGCAGAGGUGUCCGAGUUAAAGACGACACCUGCAGGAGAGACACGUGACCCUGACACUGAGAGGUCAGAGGUCAACAGUAACAAAUACUGCUGUGAGGUGUGUGGAAAGACCUUUAAACAUCCCAGCAACCUUGAGCUGCACACACGCUCGCACACAGGAGAGAAGCCGUUUCAGUGUAACGUGUGCGGUAAAAGAUUUUCACAGGCAGGAAACCUUCAGACACAUUUACGACGUCACACAGGAGAGAAACCCUACAUCUGUGAGCUCUGUGGAAAAAGUUUUGCGGCGGCAGGUGAUGUUCAGCGUCACAUUCUGAUUCAUUCAGGAGCUCGACCGCACCUGUGUGACUUCUGUGGACGAGGCUUCAGUAACUUCAGUAAUCUAAAGGAACACAAGAAAACUCAUAGCACAGAGAACGAAUUCACCUGCGAUCAGUGUGGAAAAUCGUUCAACAUGCAGCGGAAACUCUUUAAACACAAAGUGAGACACACUGGAGACAAACCGUACAGCUGCCAGACCUGCGGGAAGUGUUUUGCUGGGUCAGGUGAUCUACAGCGUCACGUGCGCUCACACACAGGUGAACGGCCGUAUGUAUGCGACACUUGCGGGAAAGGUUUCACACGCAGCGCAGUUCUGCGCAGACACCGCAGCACCCACUGCACGCCUGCAGAUGCUGAGCAGACGCUCUGUGCAGACGCGUUACGACGCCCCCUGCAGACACCUGACGCGCAGUGCGGGACCGCCGGAGGACUCUGCAGCAGCGGUGCGAUGUGGGGGCGGGCCAUGAAAACUCUGCAGAGUGACACGGAAAUGGACCAAUGAGAGUCAACCAUUUACUGUGACGUGAUUGCGUGUUGCGCGAUGUCUCUCAGGGAUUUCUGUUCUGUUUGUGGGUUUUGAAUGAAAUGUUUAUUUAAACAGUAGAUUGUGUGCAUCUCAGUUUUUGUAUGAUGAGACUUGUACUGUAAAACAGCUAAUGUGCUGCCAGUACAUUAUCCAUUCAUUUUACGGACAUUUACAUAAUUAUAGAACGCAAUUCAAUGCAGUGCAAAAUUCAAAAUACAGGUAAAACAGCUGUAAAAAAAUUCUAUACGUAAAAUUUCGUCAGACUAAUACAGUACAUUGUGCCCUGUUUUUACGGACUUUUUUUUACAGUGAUGAGUUCAUGAUCAGAUCCGUGGUAUUUAUCUGACAAACACACAACCUCAUUCACACUCUUCUGAAGCCGUAAGACAGCACACACACGUUAAACAAUUAUAACACAACUCUCUAAGAUCUUAAGACACUUGAAUGUAAAUGAAUGAUCAUAGCACACUUCAUCUGGCUUAAGUCUAUUUGACGUCUGCAAUACAUACAGUAGUUUGCCCGUCUGA